AUGGGAUUAUGCCACUCGAUUACUCAUUUUCAAGGAGAAAUCAACUUCGAAGUCACCCAAGCCGAUUUCCAACAUGGCUAGUAUAAUGGUUCAGUCUUAAUCAGCAAUCCAACAAUGGAUAGCUCUUAUUAUUUAUAUGUCAAUCUCAUUGGGAUCGAGCAAAUUACGACAAAAGGAUUCACAGUAUCCAACCAAUUUCUCGAUAUCAACCUCAUGCGACAAAAACUAAACGGAGAUGCCCAAUUGCAUAUCCCUUUUGAUCAGCAUAUUCAAUGGGAACCCAUUUAUCAGAAUUAUUACUCGAUAAUCUCCGAUUAAACACUCUCCACGAUCGUCUACUUAGAAUGCUUCUUAGCUGUAAUUAUUAUAUCUUAAACUCACAGAAAAGUUCUUCAGCAACUUCCUUGAGCAGCAGUAUCGUACCAAAUACUAGACAAAUUCACGUAGUCAAAACAAAAAAGAAUAGAUAGGAUAUCAAACCAAUUUCCCUCAAUUAUGAACCAAAAUUUGCUGGUUUUGCGCCGAUUAUUUAGUUCAAGUAUAGACUUAGUUAGCUAUCUCUAGUUUGGAUAAGAAUACUUAUAGAGUAGGUGAACAUUUAAAAGGCAAAUUGCUUGUUGACAACACAAGAUCCCAAUUUGCUUUAGUUAAGAAUCAGAUUACAAUUUUAUAAAUUAUUGAUUUGCUAUUUAAAAAUGAUACCAAAUAUAAACGAGUAAGUUUGGUUAUAAUUAUCAGUUACCUCCACAAACGAUGAUCUAAUAAAGAUUGGAUAACAUGCACAGUGAGAAGAGAAAUCUAGAUAUAGAUAUUGCAAUUACGUAAUCUUUUAAUGAUGCGUGCACCUACCCAGGAAGACUGUACAAAGUUAACUAUGUAAUUCAGUUGGAAUUUAUGUGGGAAGACUAACAAACUCACGUAAUGUCUAAUGAAAUUGUAAUUUAUAAUGAAAAUGAUUGA
Molecule: messenger RNA, 960 nt
Organism: Paramecium octaurelia
Lineage: Eukaryota; Ciliophora; Oligohymenophorea; Peniculida; Parameciidae
Source: the annotation of a GenBank genome assembly